AAGCACUAGGAUUGUAAACAUCAACCUUAUAUUUGCUAUUUCAGCCAGGCGGAAUUGGGAGUGAAAUAGGAAGUAGCACAGUGCUAUUUUCUAAGUUCAUAAUCUUAAUCCGUUUGUACGUGUAGCCGAUUGCUAUUAAAUUACACUCAUAUUGACUUUAUCUCUUGUUUUGGAUCAGAAAGAAGAGAAAGAUGACAGUUUCAACAGCUACGACCUCCUGCAGCACCAGCUAUUUGGCUAAUCAGCAGCAGACUGGCACCGAAGAGCAAACCAAGCUGCACUCUCUAUUUCGUGCUGGUGUGCACACAGUGGGGGCUGCUUUUGGAUCUGCCUAUGUCGAACUUGGCGGAAGCAAAGUGAUAGCCUACUACCGUGGACGACGAGACCGUAGGAAUCGCGUACUGGAUUUGAGUGUUCGAGGGUUCAUGGACAACAGCAGCUUUGGCGACCAAGCCCAGACCACUUAUCCUGGCACGACGGUUCCCGUGGGAAGGGCGACCACUUAUCCUGGCACGACGAUUCCCGUGGGAAGGACGACCCCUGACGACUCAAGAACGACAACGCCAUCUACAGCUUCUGUUGAUGCUAACAACACCAAGUCCCUACGUGUAGUCCGACGACGAGCGAUGGAUGUUCUCAAGUCACGUGUCGAGAGCGUCUUGUUGCAGUCUCUGGUUUCCGAGAGCUGCCAUACGAAAAAAGCAAGUAAUAGUUCGUCCGGAGCCUUGAUGUUGGACUUGAUUGUUUUGCAAGCCUCAGGUAGUUGUACUUCAGUGCUGUCCUCUAGCAAUGCUGCCAACAUGAUGGAGAUGGACAAUGUUGAAGCUCUACCUCCAGUGGCAACUCUCGAUAUCCUCUCCAGUGCAAUGACAAUGGCCUGCGGCUUAGCAUUGGCGAAUGCGUCCGUUCCAAUGCUGGAUAUGCCUGCUGUUGCUUUGAGUACAAACCUGGUGUAUGCCGAAGUAGCUGGCGCAGUGGCCCUCGUGGAUGGUGGACCCCUGACUCCUGAACUCUUGCUCAGUGUGCGACAGGAGACAGAUCGGUAUCGAUUGGAGAUGCGAGAAGCACUGAAAAGAGACUUGUUAGUUGAUGGGUGUUGAAAUAAUUGUGAGACCUCGUCAUGAUCUCGUCCUUAAUGAAGCUCAAACUGAUAUGAGCAACGCAUUCGCCCCCCUGUCGACAAGGACAAACCUUAUUGCAUGAAACUUUUCCACCAAAUUCCCCACUUCUGGUGAAGAUUCGACUCAAGAAGAUGAAGGUCCCAUUGACACUGAG
Messenger RNA from Amoebophrya sp. A25, 1275 nucleotides. The record is from the annotation of a GenBank genome assembly. Lineage: Eukaryota; Dinophyceae; Syndiniales; Amoebophryaceae.